AUGUCCGGUCAAUCCAGCGUGGGCAGCAGCCACCUCUACGAAGCCGGCGACCAGCGCAACGUCCCUCAGGCCGAACUUCAUGAGCGUGAUCGCUACAAGGAGGGCGAGAAGCACAGCCACAAGAACCUCGACUCGAAGGACAACCGCUCCAUAGCCAACAAGCUCGCCUCCCAGGGUCAGAAGCCGGAUCCUAGCCACCACCACAACAAGGACUACGAUCCGGAAGCUGCCAUCAGCCAGAAGGACUCCACGAAACCUGCAAAACUCCACGGCAAUGAACCCUCCAAGGGCGCCAAGAUCGACCAAGAGCUGCAAGAAGAAGAUGAGCAGCGCUUGAGAGAGAAGGGUAUCAAGAAAUAA
This is a messenger RNA of Aspergillus terreus NIH2624, 360 nucleotides long. RefSeq lists its product as uncharacterized. The transcript is spliced from 3 exons. Bases 1 to 360 code for a protein of 119 amino acids. The record is from RefSeq and is a predicted model, not a curated record. Lineage: Eukaryota; Fungi; Ascomycota; Eurotiomycetes; Eurotiales; Aspergillaceae.